Zygotorulaspora mrakii is the source of this 1794-nucleotide messenger RNA. It is a transcript of the gene TAG1, whose product is annotated as Tag1p. Lineage: Eukaryota; Fungi; Ascomycota; Saccharomycetes; Saccharomycetales; Saccharomycetaceae. The coding region runs from base 1 to 1794 and encodes 597 amino acids. The record is from RefSeq and is a predicted model, not a curated record. The transcript has a single exon.
AUGAAUGAUGAUUUAGAAACCCAGCCGUUAGUACAGCAUCAAUCAAACGAGACGGCAACCGCUCCAACUGAAAUUUCAGAAGAGCGCCAUGGGAGACUGCCCUCUGGUGUGAAAUUGUCAGCGAUAUCAUUGGCCAUAUUUGCGCUCAUAAUCGUAGUCAUUGCUGGUAUUCGGCUCUCUCACAAUCUGCCCUCUGAGCAGGAUAUUGAAGAUAGCGUUCUUUCUGUUUCAAAUUGGAAAGUCCAAAAAGUUCACUUAGAUGGUUGGACAAAUGGCCAUGAUUUAAAUAAUGAGGGCGGCAAGGCCCUACAGAUAACUAUGGAACUAGACUAUUGGAUUGAUUACGAUAGCUGGCUGCAAGCGAAUGAUACUGAGUUGAGCCACUCAGAAAAGAAGCGCUACCGUUUCGUAAGUGAGCGAUUGGUACGAAAUGCCUGCUUUGCGGUUAAUAAUCUCACAACUUUUGAUGGUGAAAUCAAUAAUAACAAUACUGUGGGAUCUCUCAGUGUACAUCAGCCCAUUUGCAUAGACUUGCACAAUAACAUAUCCACUAGAUUGAAUUUGACUUUAUAUUUGGAGCCUAAUAUGGAUAACAUUUUCCGCGUUCUGAAGAAAAUAUGGAGGCAUCAAUAUGACGAGCUGGAUCUCUCAUCGGUAGUUGAUGUAACUCUCAGUAAACAAGCAACAUUUUUUGCAUACCAAUGGGGAUUUCCAUUAGCCAGACUAAGAAAUUUGCAGGUGAAUUGGAAGUCAAUAAUUGAUUGGAAUGACAUUACUCCUACUCUGGGUCAGCUUAGGCAUCAUUUAAACCAAUUGACGAUAAAGAGACUUUUUGUCACCGAUUCCGUAAAUGGAUUUCGUGUCCAUGCUGAAGCGGAAUUGGUGGAAAAGAUCGAGCUUUUGGAAUGGAUUGAACUGCCUCAAGAUUCAAUUUUUCCCUUGAUAAAUUGGGAGUUGAAGAUACAAGAUUGCAAUAACGAAUAUAGUAUAGAACUUCCUAAUGCCUUUUGCUUUACAGAUGCGUUUAAAAUCAGCGAUGCUCCCAAAUUAUCUGCUUACAGUGAUAUCGAAGGGCCUUUACCCGAUUCUCUACUGUCUGAUGUAUGUUGGUCAGAUGAGGAGAAUGCCAUAACCCCUAUGACUAAUCUAUUAAACAAAAUCUUCAAUGGUACUGAACUGAUAACUAUGGAAGUGAAGGGUCAUACAACAACAAUGGGUAAUGACGACCUCAAAUCAAUCAUUCCUUUAGACAUCCUGGACAAAGCUUUGAGCAAAAUUUCUUUUUUUCCCAUUGGUACGAAUUUCACGCUAAAUUCCGAUACUUUAAUUCAAGAUGUCACCAUAAAUGGAUUGAAGAUCAAGUGGGUCACUAGCUUUCUGGGAGAAAAGAGGCUUAGUAUAGCAGGCAAAGUCGUAGCAUUGAUAUCUUUGCCAUUCUAUGAGACUAAUAAGAAUCGUUUAAUGAUCCAACAUAUCAAAGGUGAUUCCAGGCUUUAUCAUGAUGGUAAGCAUUUUGUAACCAUUCCGAUGAAAUAUUGGUCUAGAGCAUCUUCCCGAAUUUUUCGCGAUGAGGAAAUAGGAACAGCAGUGAUAGAGGUAUCUUUUGACAUCAAGGAUGAUGAAGUGCAAGUUGUGAACAGCGUAGAACUGACACGUGUGCUAAACGAAAUAUUAUUAAAGGGAAAGGCUAUAGUUGAUCUAUCAAGUAAUUUAGAUGUGCUACUCACAAGUCCGUUAGGAGAAAUGGCAUUAAUGGGACUGAAGGGUAAAGGGAAAGCUUUGGUUCGUUCAUGA